This is a messenger RNA of Candidula unifasciata, 453 nucleotides long. The record is from the annotation of a GenBank genome assembly. NCBI's taxonomy places the organism in Eukaryota, Metazoa, Mollusca, Gastropoda, Stylommatophora, Geomitridae.
GAAAAGUUAACGGAUGAUGAAAUGCGAGAGAUCACUGAUGCCUUCCGGCAAUAUGACAAAAACGAAGAUGGGAGCAUAUCAUGUGAGGAGCUUGGGUGUGUCUUGAGAUCUUUUGGUCAGAACCCAACCCAAGCUGAACUGAAGGAACUGAUUAAGGAGAUGGAUCCAAAUAAGAACGGCAGAAUCGAGUUCAAAGAAUUCGUGGAUGGUAUGUCCAGGAGAGGAAUAAAAAGUCAGGAACAGGAAGAAGAUGAACUUUUAGCAGCCUUUAGAGUCUUUGACCGCGAUGAUAAUGGCUACAUCACAGCGCCCGAGCUGCGUCACGUGAUGACCUCUUGUGGGGAGCCGAUGACAGACGACGAGGUCGAUAAAAUGAUUGAGGAAGCGGAUGUCGACGAGGACGGCAGAGUCAACUAUCAGGAGUUUGUGCGAAUGAUGGCAUCUAGGCCCUAA